Messenger RNA from Talpa occidentalis (Iberian mole), 5388 nucleotides. It is a transcript of the gene ACER2, whose product is annotated as alkaline ceramidase 2. Gene Ontology annotation, cellular component: membrane. The transcript is spliced from 6 exons. Gene Ontology annotation, molecular function: hydrolase activity, acting on carbon-nitrogen (but not peptide) bonds, in linear amides. The coding region runs from base 129 to 956 and encodes 275 amino acids. Gene Ontology annotation, biological process: ceramide metabolic process. The record is from RefSeq and is a predicted model, not a curated record. Lineage: Eukaryota; Metazoa; Chordata; Mammalia; Eulipotyphla; Talpidae.
GGGGAGGCGCCACAUCCGGCUGGUGCCGGGUCGCGAAUAAAGCCGCCGGGCGCCGCAGUUUGCUUCCAGCCGCAGCCCUGGGCUCCUCUUGGCACCCGGAGCAGCUGCUCCAAUGCCCCAGAGCGGCCAUGAGCGCCCCGCACUGGUGGGACCAGCUGCGCGCUGGCAGCUCCGAGGUGGACUGGUGCGAGGACAACUACACCAUCGUGCCUGCCAUCGCCGAGUUCUACAACACGAUCAGCAACUUCCUGUUUUUCGUUUUGCCGCCCAUCUGCAUGUGCUUGUUCCGUCAGUAUGCAACGUGCUUCAACAGUGGCAUCUACUUAAUAUGGACUCUCUUAGUUGUCGUGGGAAUAGGAUCUGUCUACUUCCACGCAACCCUUAGUUUCCUGGGUCAGAUGCUCGAUGAACUUGCAAUCCUUUGGGUUCUGAUGUGUGCACUGGCCAUGUGGUUUCCCAGAAGGUAUCUACCAAAGAUUUUUCGAAAUGACAGGGGCCGGUUCAAGGUGGUGGUCUGUGUGCUGUCUGCAGUGACGACGUGCCUGGCCUUUGUCAAGCCUGCGAUCAACAACAUCUCUCUGAUGUCCCUGGGGGUUCCUUGCACCGUGCUGCUCAUCGCAGAGCUAAAGAGGUGUGACAACGUGCGUGUAUUUAAGCUGGGCCUCUUCUCAGGCCUCUGGUGGACCCUUGCUCUCUUCUGCUGGAUCAGUGACCGAGCCUUUUGUGAGCUGUUGUCAUCCUUCCACUUUCCCUACCUGCACUGUGUGUGGCACAUCCUCAUCUGCCUGGCGUCCUACCUGGGCUGCGUGUGCUUUGCCUACUUUGAUGCUGCCUCUGAGAUCCCCGAGCAAGGCCCGGUCAUCAAGUUCUGGCCCAGUGAGAAAUGGGCCUUCAUCGGGGUCCCCUAUGUGUCUCUCCUGUGCGCCAACAAGAAGUCACCAGUGAAGAUCACGUGAUGGCAGGGUGGAGCUGGUUCUCUGCCUGUUUUCCCUCCUGUACUGGGCUUUCUUUGCCAGCAGAGACAGUCGGGGGGGUGCAGAGUCGGGGGGUGGGGGUCUGUCUUUUAAAAAUUCUGUUCCCUUGGGCUCUAUGUAGUGUAUGUGUGGACCGCCAGGGCCCUGCUGUGUGUGAGAACUGAGGGUCCUUCCCUUUCCCAGAGACUGGAUGUGUGGGGCUGAGGGGCACCUGCUGCAUCGCCGUGUCACUCCCAGGUGCUGUGGCUUGUUGGACUGUCUCCUUCCGACAAUGGCAGGGCAUUCCCAUGGGGAAUCCCGUGGUGCCUAUUGCCUCACUUCCUGGGGAGAGUUUGCCUGCUGCAGAUCCCACCAUUUCCACCCACUCUUUGAAGGGGUCCCCUGUUGACAGACAGACACUACAUCAGAUGAGACCGUCGGACUGUCUGAUGGUAGAGGCCCGAUGUCCUGAUUUGGGGCAACCUCUCUUAAAACAAAAGCAAGCAAAUGAAGCAUCCCUGGGAUCCUGGCUUGGAGGCAAGUUCUCUACUUCCUGCUCUCGGCAACCUUGGUCUCGUGUGUCUGUGAAGCAGUUCAGCGCCACAUCCGCCGAGAGAUGGAGACUUGCCUUCAGGUGAGGGUGAGACUGGUGAGAAAAACCCUCUGUGGCAAACACACAAUCCACUUAGGCCAUUCUUGAACAUGAGCACAGCUUUUAAAUGUCAUCUGCCCACCUGCCCAGCCCAGUAGCCUCAAACAUACAGAGAAAAAUAGCUAGGCUGGGAGAGUCCCAUCCAGACCUCGCUGUACUGCCUGAGCUCUGUGAGUUUGCCAAAGGGCAUGUUACAUUUGUGCUAUGGAUCCUGGCUCAAAAUUUGGAGCAAACAUGACAUUUUUUUCUCAUUUAAAGCCUUCUUAUACUCUCUUCUCCUGGAAAUUAUCCUCAAGAAUCUACCCUCUUCUUUCUCUGGUAUGUGCUAUGGGAAUAACACCCAUGUUCUCAUUGUAUGAGGGGCCUCCUGUGAUUUCUCUGAGCAUUGGACUGCUCGCUUUUCUCAAGUGCUGGCCAUCACCACACUGGCUGCUUUGGGUCGAGGGUGCGGCACUGCAAAUCUGUUGCCUUCUGUGUUUUCCUGACCUAAAGUGACACUGGUUAUAACUAAUCUCCCCUUCAUUGGGCUGAAUGGAAGACUCUAAAUAGUCUUUAAGGUGUGAGGUGGGAGCUGAUGAACUCAGGGAUAUUCACUGUAACUCAGGCAUCUCCUGCUUAGCAAGGAGAGCAGGGCACAUAGUCCCUCUUGAGUGGACACUAUCCUGAGCGUAUCAGGUCUGUGUCCCUAAGAGCUGGGCGGCAGCAGCUCUGGGCCUGUCCCAAGAGCUCUUAUUCUGGUUAGGAUUUGUACCAGAUCUAAGGUGAAAAGUCCAAUAAGUAACUGAAUUUAGAGGUUAAAAAAUUAUGACUUUAUUCUACUUCUGUGGUCCUGAAAUUAUUUUAAUAGCAGAACACUGCUUGCAGUAAGAAAUUCUAUGGAACCCUAAUAUUUGAGAUGCAUUUUUUUUUAUUAGUUUACAUUUGUUUUCAGGUUCUACUUAGAACAUUUCCUUAAUAAUAGAUCAGCUAGUGAAAUGCAAAUUAACAAAUUGGUGGUUUCCAAGGCAGAUACAUUUGAUUUUGAAAGCAUAUACUUGUUACUAUUCUAUAGUUUAAAAUAUGUUUUAAGAAUGAUAUUUCAAUUAGAUAUUUGUGAACCUUCUAAUGUUACCCCUUUGAGACCUAGGUGCAGCAGAAUUUUUUAAAACUGCUGCUAAUUCUUCUGGGUGUCAAGUCUGGAAUAUUUGAAAGGGGAAUGUGAGACUGUCCUCACUUUGGGUUGACUUACCAGGCAUGGAUUUUGGUCUCAUUCUUUCUGCUGUAUCAACAUGUGCCCAGCUAGAUGUUUGAUGUAUUUUGAGCUCAGUUGUCUUUGUGUGGAUGUGGAGAUGAGAAGCAGAAUGCAGAAGUGGGUGGUGUGUGUGAGGCUUAAUUUCUGUCUUGAGGGUUCCUCUGAUGGGGGCAUUGUCCCAACAGUGAAGGAGAGACCUGCUCUCCCCAUCAGGCAAGUGGGGAACACUACCUGCACCCCCCUAAGCUUUUGACCUAGGCUCUUUCAGAGUCUCUUGAGUGUCCUUCAGGAAUGGGGAUAAACUGUGACUGUUGGAAAUGGGGAAGUAAAUGCCCUGACUCACCGGCUUAUUUCCAUCCCUACUAUAAGAAACACCACUGAGUUAGGAUGUCAGAAGGAAUUUUUGAUAAGAAAAACCUAAUGUCCUUCUAGAGUCUGGUUUUAAUGAGAUGAGGACUGGGAAAGAAGUGCCGAUGGGCUAUAUAUGAGGAAGACAGAACAUUACUCGCCUUUGGACCAGAAAUCAUUAUAGCUUGCCAGUGUGGGAUAGUAAAUCAAGAGGACAAGAACAUACCGAUCUUAUUUUAAGUUAGUUUUAUGGCAUCGUUCGUGUUUAUAUUUAUAAUGCUUUUAUUAGCACUACAUACUCUUUAAAGAAAUUUGGGAAACAUAGAAAAGCUGAUGAAGAAGAAAAAAACCAUCUAUAUUUCUAUGACACCCAAAGACAAACAUUGUUAAUAUUUUGGUGUAUUUCCUUUUUGUCUUCUUUUUUGUUUCCCUAAUAUACUUGUACAUAGAUGCCUUCUAGAAAUGACCAUUUGUAGAGAUGGCAGUUUUUUAGCUUGACUGGAUUGCUGAUACCGGUUGUUGAUUUUUUUUAUGGAGAACGGGUUUUGAAAUACACUCGAAUUAGCUACACGUUUGUGCUAAUCACUCGAUUCUGACCUACUACUGAGUCUUAACUUUUUCAUUGAGCUGGACAUGAAUGGACUCUAAGAAAUCAUGAAAUGAAUUCUACUUUUUUAUUUUCUUCUGCACUUGGAAUCAUGGGAAAUAGCUGUUAAAUUUAUAUCUCUACAGGUUUUGAUGUCUUCAGAUUUAAAAAAACAAAUAGCUUGUCCCAUUAAUUCAUGUGCAAUCAACAGUCUUCCCAUAAGGCAGAGGAGUAGAGACUUGACAUGUUGGAGUUAGGUUAUGGUGGUUACCUGGCUAUCAGAUUUUUGUUCUGUUUAGAAUAUCCCCAAUAACUAUACCCAGCAGGAACUGGAUUUAAGAUAUUAAAAAGCAUUAAUGUUACCAAUGAUUAUUUAUGUCAGCGAUUCUGGUUUUAUAGUGUUUGAUUGAUUAUUGAUUUUUAGAAAAAGAAUAUUUUUCUUCCCUUUAGGAUUCUAUUAUUAUAAUGCAAGUGCUCCAGUGAACAUAUUGAAUGUUUGGGGGAGGGGAUACUGGAAUCUUUUGGGAAUGGAUUGCAUUUUGGGGUGACUGAGCCGGUCCCUCUGAAGACUGCCUAAAACAUGAAUUAUCAAAAAUCAAAGGUGUUCUCUUGGGGGACAAAACUUGAGUUUGUCAAAUACAGGCUUUGUAAAAAUACUGCCACCUGUUCUGUUUAUUGGAUUUCUCAGGUGUGUAAAAGCAUCUCUCUCCGGUUCUCCACGCUUCCUCUGGCGGAGGCUCCAGGACUGGGAUUUGAGCCUUCCCUGGCGCUCUAUCUCUCAGGGCUGACAUGGAACCAUCUCUGGGGACAGGUGAGGGCAGAAGCUUGCCCAACCAGAGCCCCUUCCCCUCAAAUGAACUCAGAACCUUUCCUAGCCAGCUCUUUGCUGAGUGUUGACAUUCCAACUGGCUAAAGAGAAGUCUCGGGCCAGGGAGGGCGUCUCCGUGGACUUUGUAGAUGUCAUUCUCCUACAGACUUUUUUAAAAAAAUGGCCCCUACUCCAAGGGACUGUGAGUUUGAUUUGUAUCUUCAUUAUAUGUUAAACCAGGUUUAAGACUAUUUUAUAAUCACAAUAUGUAACCAGAGAAAACAUAGUAUUUCCAGAUAUAUUCUGUGUUUUAUACCUUCCACAUUAUCUAGGGGUUUCGUAUAAGGGUGACUGUGGUAGCAUUUAAUCUCCGUUGCUUUGGGAGUGAUUUAAGACAUUUUGAAAUGGAGCUUUUGCACUUUAUUCUCUUUUCUGUGAACUGAUUAUGUUUGAUAUUAAAGCCAUAAGUGGCAUUUUCUGUGAAUGACUAUGUUUAUGUCUGGGUUUAUUUCUGAAACAAAAUAUCUGCAGUGAAAAAUGCAUUUCAUGGACUCAAGAGUGAAACAUGUUUUCCUAAAUUUAUUUAUUAAUGAAUUUGGAUAUCACUGUUAAUGAAUAUACUUAAAAUUAGUAUAAUUCAUUUUCUGGUUUCUUCUCAGCUGUGACAUCAAUACACCUAAAUAUUCCCAGGAUAAAGGGCCUAAAGGUAGUUCAUUAGAAUUUCAGCCAUCAUGUCUUAUGUAUAUAAAUUUCUCAAUUAUAGAAAACAUUUCCCCUUUGCUGGAUUUCAUUCAGUCACAGGAUGGAAGA